Messenger RNA from Xiphophorus hellerii (green swordtail), 4608 nucleotides. It is a transcript of the gene prr14, whose product is annotated as proline rich 14. The transcript has 11 exons. Bases 203 to 3637 code for a protein of 1144 amino acids. The record is from RefSeq and is a predicted model, not a curated record. NCBI's taxonomy places the organism in Eukaryota, Metazoa, Chordata, Actinopteri, Cyprinodontiformes, Poeciliidae.
AAGAAACGGAUAUAUUAGCGAUUCGCUGCAGGGCGCCGCUGCAGUCCGUCCGUCCGUCCGUCCGGCAUGUCUUGUUUACGGCGGGUUACGAAUACAGACCCACGGUCAAGUUGAAGGCUUUAGAAUAAACUUGCCGUCCCUGCUUUUAGAAAAAGACCUGCAGGAAAAGGAGAAAGACGCUGAGUGAAAGAGAGCAAAUGGGAUGUUGACUUUCCCCUCUGACUUGCUCUCCCAAGUAGUUUGUCCAAUGGAUGAAGAUGCUAUUCCCCCAGUUCCCGUGUGUAGUGCCCCCCCCCUCAGUGAACCUCCGUCACCUUUCCUCUCCCUUUCCUCCGUCACCCCCAGCUGUGCUCAUGAUGGACCGUCUGGACACCGGAGGAGCGGCCGCAUCCAGGACAUCAGAGCCAGAACCCCAAAAGAGCUGGACUGUGCAAACAGCCAGGCUGCCCAGAGACAAUCUGGACCGAAUCCGUCCUCCACAAAGAGGCAAAGAGAAGCGGCAAACAUGGUACAAGCAUCACAGUCAAAGCUGCAGAGAGGAGGAAGAACACGUCUACAUGAGGAACCAAACAAAGUUGGGUUUUCUAUCAGAUUUACAGCAGAGCACCAAAAUGAGUGGAAAAACUCAAAAAGCACAGAGAGCGAGAACAUUGUCUCUCCUUUGGAGGAAGCAUUUGUAGAGCAGACGAUGCAAAUCCCUGAUGAUACCAAAUCUGAAAUGGACGCAUACCAGGAGUUACCUGAAAUGGACGCAUGCGAGGAUUUUGCUGGCAGAGACCUUGGUGAAGACGCCUCGGUCUCGAAGGGAUGGGUGAUCGGCCCGUUCUUUCAGUCCCUAAAAUCAAAGAUGGCUAGCUUCAGUGAGAUCGUCAUGACUCCUGUUAAGCUCUUCAGAGCCACCAGUCCUCUGACCGCGGACGACGUGACUGACGUCGACGCAUCGGAGAAAGGCGAUAAGUAUCAAACAGAAGCACAAACUCUUGUUGACUCUGGGGAAACAAAAGGUGAGAUAAGCAUCGCACCCAAAAAAUCUAAAAAACUGCAGUUCAAUGAAUCAGUAUGCAGGACUACAUGCGGUUUUGAAGGUGCAAUAAGUGGGGGAGAUGAAAACUUACCUGACAUUGUGCCUUUGGUUUGUGUUGCUUCCGAAGAAGCCGGCGAACCGUCUGGCUCCUCUUUCCUGUUACGUAAAAGUGCCUCGCAUGAGUCAGACCUAAACGUUUACACUGUGGAGGGCCAGAAAGGCAAGCUGUCCAUCGUAAAACCACUCUUAAGACGAGACACAGGAAAUGGAUACGAGUCGGUUGAAAUUAAAGACAGAAAUCAACUUCAGCUCGACGGCCUCGCCACAAACAAAAGUCCACUGAAGCCUUCUUUUGAUGCAGAACAGAUGGAGUGCCAACAAAUCCCCGAGAUGUGUUUGGUGUCAGAGUUUGCAAGAGCAAAGAGGGGGCUGAAGCCGAACUGUGUUUCCCAAGACGUGAAGAGGAAAAAGAUGAACGUGGCUUCAGGAGGCAACGUGAUAAAGGAUCCAAGAACGCAGAGAAAGAGAGGCGCAGAUGAGACGAUGAAACCGGAUAAUAAAAGGCAGGUGGCGUCGACAAGAGCGAAUGCAAAAGCAAAAAAUGAACAGGACAGGAAGGAUUGCCUGGAGAAAAGCAGCAGUGAGUCGCACAACAAUUCAAAGUGCAAAAAAGCCAAGCCCAGUAGUUCCUGCAAACGGAUCCCGAUGAUAUCCAGCAAUGAUAAUCUUAUGGAUGUGGAAACUACCGUGCCUAACCCGACUGCAGAACAACCAGUGAAAAAGCAGUUGUCUGUAGUUCUUGUCCAUCCCGAUGAAAAGGAAAUCCCACACGCAACCAAGUGUGGGAACGCAAAUAAGAAGCAAUUAAAACGCAAACAGCCAAAUCACAGGAGUUUAGAAGUGGAGAGCAGUUCGGUGUCUGCCUCGUCGCAUGAUGGGCCGGAACCGAUGAGCACGGGUUUUAAAAGCGAAGAUGCACCAACCGGAGGAGCGAACCAGCCGUCCAAGAGACUCAAGAACAGCCUGAGGAGCGCCGUUAAGUUCUCGGUCUUAGCCAAAGAGCGAGAGAAAACCAAAGAGAGCCAGUCAAAAAAUGGCAGAGGUAAAAUCUCCGUUGACAAAGUUAUUUUUGGAAGUGAUCCCCAACUUCCUCUGGUCCAUCUUGGAUUCUUAAACGAGGAAGAUACAGCUGUUACGGAAAAUGAACAGAGGAGUUCUGCCACCAUGACAGGCGAAACUUUUCUCAAAGCCUCUGAAAUCAGUAACUGUAAUCCGAGGCUGAGCAUCAAGCUCGUUAACGCUAGGCGAAGGAGGAAAGAUCCCCAAAAGAGGAGAUGCCAGGUUCUGCAUAGCAGGAUGUGUAAAACCGAGGAGGGAUCCCGGUCCGUCACGGUGGAGGACGCAGACCUGGCCGCAACGCGCACGCGCUCUUCAGAAACCAACGUCUGCAGACGACUGUCGCGCAGCUACUCAUGCCCAGACGUUCUCAUCCUCCAUCACGACGACUCGCCCUGGGUUUCCCCUCCGUAUUCGCCGCACCACCGGACUCAUGCUACGCCCCAUCACCAUGGUAACUUAACCUCCCACACACAGAGGUCACUGCGGCGGGCGCGCCGACACACGGUGUGCAGUGUGGAGGUGGAGAGGGAGAUCGCCCCUCUCUGUCUUCGGAAGGAGGUGUAUCCGUCCAGAAGAUCUGCUUCCUAUGACCCCAUGACCCACAACCUUUCACCUGCUCAUGUGCAUUCUCCCUGCAGCUCCCUCACUGCUCUCGCCUCCUGUUUCCUUUCAAGCCCUCUCGCUUUCCUUUCCAAGAAAUCUGACUGCAGGGCAACUUCUGCCAAUGCCGCCACUUCCAGUCGAGUUCCCUCGCCGCCCCCUUCCUCUUCCUGCUCCACCGCUUGGCAUUCCCCAGGUUUCACUUUAGGAUCUUGUUCUGCUGCUUCCUUGGAUCCCAGUGAGAAUCCGGCGCCGUACGAGGCGGAGAGAAGGCAGCAGAGCGAAGAGGAGGAUGACGGCGAAGACACCAGCUCUUCCAGUCAGGAGUUUGAAGACGCUGGGCUGAGAGAGGAAAAAGCUCUGUCUGACUCUGAAAUUAGAGUUGUCAAGAAACAUGAAGAACAAAAAAAGGUUUCGUCCAUCCGCAUUCGGAAAACGUUACCAAAACCUCAGACCAACCUGACACCCAUGGGUCUGCCCAAACCAGUCCGGGUGAAGAAGAAAGACUUCAGUUUGGAAGAAAUUUACACCAAUAAGAAUUUCAGCAAACCGCCAGAAAGCCGCCUGGAAACCAUUUUUGAGGUGCCGCUCAACCGCAAGAAUGGGUCCGAGUCCUGGUUUGGCCCGAGGCGUGUCAAACGGUUUUUGGAGUUCCUGGAAGUGGGCGAGGCCAGAAAGCCAAAGAAACCUCUGGUUGGUGUCGGAAAGACGGGUCCGUCCUCGUCCAGGCCGAGACGAGGCGGCUUCCCCAAAGACGAGCCGUCCCUCAGCGUCCAGGAUGUGGACUCCCUGCUGUGCUCCAAGCUGGACGAGUUGAAUUUGUGGCUGAUCCAUGAUCGGCGCGAUGAAAGGGAAACGGACAGUGCUGAUCCUGUAAGUGCGAUCAUGACGUAAUGCCGCGCCGGUCCGUGUUUAAAUGUUGUGGAAAAACUCCAGUUAAAUAAAUCUGUAGCAUUUGUAGCCUGCAAGAUGAAGAACUGUGCAUCACAGAACAAAAAUGUCGACUUGGAGAAGUUAUUUAUACACAUUUGUACAGAUUGUUUUAUUUAUUCCACAGUCAGACUGCUCUUAUUGGUAAAACUCUUAAAAUAAAUAAAACAAAUUAUCCUUGAUAUUUUGUACAGUAUUAUCACUCAUUUUUUGAUAGUUUUGUUCUCUAAUUUGUAUUAUUGUUCUGAAGUGAGGUUUUCAUCUCCUUCCAGCAUCGAGGUAUAAUGGCAGCUAUUUGUUUUUCUAUUAAAGGCUAUAUACAUAUAUAACUUUUAAAGAUGCCAGCAAGAGAUUUGUAAGUACAAUAAACUUUGUUUGUAAAUAAGUUUUUUUUCUUUUUUUUAAAAGUACAAUCAAAUAAGUUUCCAGCAAUUGGACUACGCUUUACUCAGCUCAGGGCGGAAACCGAUCAAUUAUUUGGGUUUGAAAUUUUCCAUCUAUGGCCUUUUCUUGUUUUUUCCACUGAAAUGCAUGGAAAAGUGGGCGUGUCAACAGCCAAGUUUAUACAUAUUUUUGUGUACAUAAAUGCAUAAUAACUGUAGCUGUUUGUUGCUGUAAAUGAGGUUGCCUUAACUGUAAAACUUUUGUUAGAAUUAAUCAUCCAACUUCAUGUUUAAAAACAUGUUUUAUUAUAAAAUACAUCGUUUGUAUAAAAGUACAGGACAUGUAUACAUUUAAUAAUAAAAUACAGGUAAAGUAACAAUGCAAUAAUGCCAAGAUGAUGUCAUUUUGAAGCACUGCCAUAAUAAUAAUGCCAUUUGUUUUUAUUAUUUCUCAAAGCUCAAAAUGUUUUAUCUACUCUUGUAUUUGUGAUUUUAGUAUAUACAGUAACAAUUCAUACAUUUCUUUUAAUAAUAAACUAUAUUGAGGAAUGA